Anas platyrhynchos (mallard) is the source of this 2147-nucleotide messenger RNA. RefSeq names its product mucosal vascular addressin cell adhesion molecule 1 (gene MADCAM1). Gene Ontology annotation, biological process: heterotypic cell-cell adhesion; positive regulation of lymphocyte migration; integrin-mediated signaling pathway. Gene Ontology annotation, cellular component: membrane. NCBI's taxonomy places the organism in Eukaryota, Metazoa, Chordata, Aves, Anseriformes, Anatidae. The record is from RefSeq and is a predicted model, not a curated record. Gene Ontology annotation, molecular function: integrin binding involved in cell-matrix adhesion.
CGGGGGCGGUUCUUGCAGGGCUUUAAGAAGGGCUGGGGACGGGGCUGGCAGCCAGAAGGGGACAGCCCCAGCCGGCAGCACUUGCUCCCCGACGAGAGGGAAGGAAGGAAAACCUCGGCUUGCUGCUGCCUGGCCCCGCGGGCGAUGGAAGCGGCUCCUCUCCUCCUCCUCAGCGCACUGUGGGGCUGCAGCGGACGACCGCUCGCCGAGAUGGUGGUGGAGCCACGGGAGCCGCUGGUGCGGUACGGGGACGCGGUGCAGCUGAACUGCUCGCUGCCCUGCACGGGCGCCAUGGUGCAGUGGAAGGGGCUGGACACCAACCUGGGCAGCAUCGACUUCUUCCCCACCCACAGCGUCCUGCACAUCAACAGCGCCGAGGUGGCCACGGAAGGCACCAAGAUCUGCCAGGGCACCUGCGGCGAGGAGCACUACCAGAAAUCCGUCAACCUGAAGGUUUACUCCCUCCCGGACACGCUGCAGCUCGAUGCUCAGCCACCUGCCCUGGUGCCGGGUCAGCCCGCCACACUGCGCUGCUCGGCCCAGCGCGUGUACCCCCCCGGGAAGCUGGAGGUCACCUGGUACCGGGGGGACCAAGAGCUGCAGAGGGAUGGCCCUGAUGCAACGGAGACCGAUGAGGAGCUGUUCGACAUCGAGGCCACGCUGCGGGUAGCAGGGGAGGACGUGGUGGAGGGCGUGCUGUUCAGGUGCAAGCUGACACUGACUGUCAGGACGGAAACCUUCACCCGCGAGGCGUCGGUGGCUGUGAGCGCAGGGGCUGUGGCAGAGCAGCCGGCAGCCGUGGUCACCUCCACGGAGAGCCCCCGCACCACGACAACCACGAUGGGGAGCCUCAGCACCACCAGGCCUGUGCCCACCACGGCGCUGUCCCCAGAGCCGGGUGACCCCACGCGUGAUCCCACCUCAGCCCUGACCACUGCAUCGCAGGAGCCCAAGACCACCUCAGAGCAGGCUGCUGCUACUGAACCCCCCCCAGAGGAGCGCUCCACUCCUCAGGCCCCCGUGGUGGGCAGCCCCUCCGCACGUCCGGCCACUGCCACGGUUCCCAGCUCCAGCCCCACGAGCCCCCCAGCCGGGGGCCUGGCCGAGGCAGAGGGCACGGCUGCGGGUGGCACCAGCCGGGGCUCCCAUGCAGUGGGGAUGGGGACAGCACCCGCCUGCAGCCUGCGGAUCUGGUCGCUGCCUCCCAACGGGACGCGGGGCAGGGCCCUGAGCAUCGGGUGCCACGCGCAGUGCGCUCACAAUGCCACCGUCCGCUGGCUGCGCACCCCCGUGGCCCUGUCGCAGUACCGGGAGGAGGUGGCGGGCAGCGGCUCCACGCUGCAGCUGGACCACGCUGAGCCCCGGCACCAGGGUCACUACCAGUGCAUCCUGCAGGGCCACCACUCCCAGGCGGUCAGCCUGCAGCUGGUGGUCUCGGAUGAUGUGUUCAGCGCUGACCCUGCCAUAGCCAUGGGGACAACGAUGUCACUCCUGGGACUGAUAGUGACCGGCGUCGUAUCUCGUCGCCUGUGGAAGCGAUUCAAGUCGCAGUAUGAACUGUCCUAAGAGCGGGGACUGCCUGUCACUGCCCCAUCACUGCACCAGUCCCUGCCGUCGUCCUGCCCGCUGCGGGGCUCUCCCGGCGGCAGGAAGCCGAGCUCCGACGGAGCCGGGCAGCCCGGCCCCAGCAAUGGGACCGCAGGAGCUGGUGGGGCGCAGGGUGCUGCCCUGAGACCCCACAAAGAGCGGGCCCGGGGGGAGCUGCCCCUGCACCUCUCUGAGCACGGCCGCCCCUGCGCUCCCUCGCCCCAGGCAGGCCCUGGAGGCCGGCAGGGGAGCAGGGCCGGGACCUGGGACCUGCGAGCGGCUGCCGCUCCUCGGGGGCCUCCCUGCGCCCAGCGGUCCCAACGGGGCUGCGAUGUGCGAGGCCGCAGUGUCCCCACAGCCCCGCGGCUCCAGCCGAGCCCCGACGGGGCGGUGAGAGGGGGUGGCCGGGGCCAGGAGGGACCCGGGGAGCUCAGCCGGGGCCACCACAGGCCCAGCACCGCCGCGGGUGGCAGCAGCUCCACACGGCCGGCGGGCGCUGGGCGUCAGAGAAGGGCACCACAGGGCGCCAAAUAAAGGCUGCGUUGGGUGCUCUGGGCUCA